Polychytrium aggregatum is the source of this 924-nucleotide messenger RNA. RefSeq lists its product as uncharacterized. The transcript has 4 exons. NCBI's taxonomy places the organism in Eukaryota, Fungi, Chytridiomycota, Chytridiomycetes, Polychytriales. Bases 277 to 924 code for a protein of 215 amino acids. The record is from RefSeq and is a predicted model, not a curated record.
CCACCAUCUGAAUCUCUCUGGUUGGACCUUGACAAGAUGUCUUCCCACGACUGAUUGAGCGAGCGAUGCGUUUCUGGAUCUGAAUCAAGGACGCCACUGCACAGUAUCUCGGCCAGCCCAAAAUGCGCUGGUUUUGAGGAGACUCUUUCUUCCCCGAGGGCAGAAUCAGCCAUCGUCGCUAUUUUCUCGCCAGAUGGCUCCCCUCAAGCGAAAGACACCAGCCAGGCGACCAAGUGGAUCCAGAGCACCCACAAUAUACUUGGUCUGCAGGAAUGGAUGAGCACCACACCAAGUCCCAAGAUCCCUGGGUUGGAUCCCUUCCUGCGAUACAUUCGCCAUGUGUUCGAUGGAGACAUGCUGGACAAACAGCUGUACUUCAGCCUGACCCGGCGACGGCGGUUCAAGCGACUCGAUCUCCACAGCAAGCGACAGCGCACUGUCCACGAGAUGUGCAAGCGAGUCAUCGACCAGGCACCAAGGGAGACCGACAUUGUGAUUGCCUUUGGAAAUGCCUCGUGGAAACAGGGGAAGGGAUACGCAUCCAGUCCCAGGAGACUCAGGUUCGCCAAGUACUUUGAGCAGUUCCACCACCACCAGAGACGACCACCAGACCCAUCCGUCUCCAAGAUCCAUGUGUGCUCGGUGAACGAGUUCAACACAUCCCAGCUGCCAUACGCUGUGGGAUCGAGACAUCAAUGCCUCAAGGAAUAUGAUCUCGAUCCUUCCCUGUCGGUGUCGGUCAAGAUUUCGGUCAAGGUGUCGAUCAAGGUGUCGGUGUCGAUCGUUAUUCAACUGCAACUGCAACCUGUCGGUGUCGGUCCAUCUAUUCAACCCUCGGUCAACUGCAACUGCGACAUCCCCCUCGAGCAAGUGCAAGCUGUCGGUCGGAGCCAGGCUGCCAGUGUAGCCCUUUGUGACCCAUGA